Messenger RNA from Talaromyces proteolyticus, 1173 nucleotides. RefSeq lists its product as uncharacterized. The transcript is spliced from 6 exons. Lineage: Eukaryota; Fungi; Ascomycota; Eurotiomycetes; Eurotiales; Trichocomaceae. The coding region runs from base 1 to 1173 and encodes 390 amino acids. The record is from RefSeq and is a predicted model, not a curated record.
AUGCUACCGCGAAUACGAGGGCGCGCGGUUUUGGUGUCUUCCCUCGCUUUAUUAAUUGUGUUUUCCUUGACAUUAAUACAAGAUCCGGUUUUAAGACGGAUCAUGCCUCAAACACCGACUUUAGAGUCGAACGGGGUAUCUGAGUCAACAUCAACGCCGUUCAAGGCAUCGGAAUCACCACCGUACAAGAUUCGUAUCCCCGGUAAACCCAUGAAUUUUAAAAUCACCGGAUUUGUGUUUUAUGGUCGCCGCGAUCGAGUGGAAUCCAUGCAUUGUUAUGUUGAGAGAAACCUUGUCACGAACGGCGGCUGGCUUGAUGAUGUUAUUUGGAUUGCCAAUACUGAAAACUCCGCCGAUCUCUCCUUCUUAAACGAGAUACUCGCCAGAUCACCUCUCUACAAGGCACAUCGUCUGGAGAAAACAGUAUGGUGGCCGGACUACGCCAAGUUAUGGCGCUUAGUCGAACGUGGUACAAUUUACGUUAAAAUUGACGAUGAUAUUGUUUGGUUUGCCAAUGAUGCUAUCGAACGAAUCGUACAGACGAAGAUUGAGCACCCGGAAGCUUUUGCUGUCUCGGCCAAUAUUAUAAACAACCCACCUCUUAGUUUCAUGCACUAUCACAUGGGAGCUCUUCAUCCCUACUUUCCAGACAUUCCAGAGGGAUUUGACUUGAACAUUCCGUGGCGCCCCUCCGCUUAUCCGAAUUGGACCGGCCCAUCCGAUUUCGAAUGGUCUCUCGACUACAUGCCCCCUCCAUCCCCCCCCAUCACCUUAACCUACGAGGUAUGGGGUCCAACUUACGAGAGCUGGGCUAUUGCCUCUCAGCAGCACUAUUCUCUACUGGAAAACAUUGAAAAUGACCAGCUCGACCUCUACAAAUUUAACCUACAGUGGGAUAUGAAAGGGGAACGAAUUCGUAUGAACUUCUUGGCAAUCCUCGGUGAUGACGUCCUUGAUACAGAUCCUUUUAACUGGCCUAGCAACCAAGGCGAUGAAGAUAUGCUUAUCUUAAAGCUGCCUCAUGACUUGGGAAGACCAAUAUUGAUUGAAGGUACCGCGUUGGCAGCGCACUUUAAUUAUAUGCAUCAAGGGGGUGUAACCACGACAGAUCUCUUGGAAAGAUACACGUCUUUGGCAGCCGAAGAGGUGUGCUUAAUGUCCAUAGCGUCAUGA